Messenger RNA from Coffea arabica (coffee), 1533 nucleotides. RefSeq names its product transcription factor RAX1. Lineage: Eukaryota; Viridiplantae; Streptophyta; Magnoliopsida; Gentianales; Rubiaceae. The record is from RefSeq and is a predicted model, not a curated record.
GGAUAUAGAAAUAGACGGGGGGGCUUCAGUCGCUGCUGGGUGGCAUUUGUUAAAUGAUAGAAAGUUUUGUCCCGGCUAAUGACGGAAUAGCGAGUUAGACAAGUGAUAAUUGAAAUCUCGAGUCUGUUGUUUGACUUCAGUAGCUCCCCCCGGGUAAAUAUAAUAUAUAUGCUCGCUGUCCAAAUAAGGUCAUCCAAAGCAAAGAAAUUAAUCCACACGCACUCACAUACUCGAGCGUUUCAAAAGCACUAUAUCUUGAAAGAAGCCUGGAUAGAGAGAAGCAGAAACAGGCACAGAGUAUAACCACCAGAGAGAGAUGGGAAGAGCUCCUUGCUGUGACAAGGCGAAUGUGAAGAAAGGACCUUGGUCCCCUGAAGAAGAUGCAAAGCUGAAGGAGUACAUAGAAAAGUCAGGGACUGGAGGGAAUUGGAUAGCUCUUCCACAGAAGGCUGGGCUUAGAAGAUGCGGAAAGAGUUGCAGAUUGAGAUGGCUUAACUACCUCAGGCCCAACAUUAAACAUGGAGACUUCACAGAUGAUGAGGAUAGGAUAAUUUGCAGCCUCUUUGCGAGCAUUGGUAGCAGGUGGUCAAUAAUAGCAGCUCAAUUACCAGGCAGGACGGACAAUGACAUCAAGAACUACUGGAACACCAAGCUGAAAAAGAAAAUAAUGGGAUCUCACAAAAAAUGCCAUCAACCCAGCCCCUACGCAUCACCAUAUUCGGGGUUUGAGCCUGCAUCUAUAACAUCAUCACCAUUUUCAGCUCCAUCACCAUCAAUAUCAUCAGUAUAUCACAAUUAUCAUACCACCACCCAAUUUAGGUCCCUCUCAGGCUAUGAAACUUUUUCAUCAACCCCGCCAAGUCUGUUGAACGCUAAUUGUUCUUCAACAAGUACCGGUUUUCAAGAAGUUCAACAUAUGGGUGGUUCCAUGCACAGUUACCUAGUUCAAGACAGUAGUCUCCUAAGGUUCGGAGGUGAAGCUAGCUGUAGUUCUUCAGAUGGCAGCUCCACAAAUCAGAACAGCUACGGCAAAGAGGUAGAGCAUGAUUUACAAAACUAUCUCUGCAGCACUGGUGUUGAUCAUGAAAAUCAGAAGAUUAUGAUCAACAGUGACGUCACUAUUGAAUACGCUGAUGAUCAGAAGCCAUAUAGUGAAAAUCCACUGGAUUAUAGUCUUGAAGAGAUUAAACAACUGAUUAGCACCAAUCUCUGCAACAACUUCUUCGUUGAUGAAAACAAGACAGAUGAAAAGGUGGCAUACUACAACUGAUGCCGACUGUUGCAGGUACAGUCAGAAGGUUUUGAAGGGAUGGAUCAUGAAUCACGGAUGGUGUUGAUUCGAAGUAGUCUUUAGUAGGCUUCUCCAUUCGUGGGGGUUAGGACUUUUGUGUAUUUCGAUGAAAAUGUACACCUUUUUUGACAGUACAUAGUUAGUGAUGAAAGUCCCCAUGUCCAUUUUGUUUUCCGGGAAAUGAUCGAUCGACGUGUUAUUGCUGUCUUUAGCUGAUCCAAAGUUAUUUAAUUUCAUGAAAA